GCGAGCCCCGAACCUUCUGCAACCCUCGAAAAUUCCCCUUCUUCUUAACACUCGCCGCCGAAGCGCCGGACCAGAAUCUCCACCACUACUCGCCCGCACUGGAUUAGUGUCUCUCGAUUAGCGCGCCCCAGCACCAGCCGAUCGACGGUCGACGAAAUUGUUGUGAUGGACAUGGACGCCGCGCCGGCGCUGAAGAGGAAGGGCGCGGACGCGUCGGAGCUGUGGCUGGACGACGGCGGGCCCGGGUUCCACGCCGCCUUCCGCGCCGCCAAGAGCCGCCGCCUGGACGCGGACGUGACGCCCGUCGUGCCCGGCGCGGUCGUGCCGCCGCCGCUUCCUCAGACGCAGCCGGUGGCGGGAUUGGGGACGCAGGAGGACAUGGCGCUGAUGUGCGGCGACGUGGCGGGGGUGAAGAGGAAAGGCGCGGACGCCCCGGAGCUGUGGCUGGACGACGACGUGGGCGGCGGCCCCGGAUUCCCCGUCCCCUUCCGCGCCGCCAAGAGCCGCCGCCUGGACGCGGACGUUCCGCCCGUCGCGCCCGGCGGGGUCGUGCCGCCGCCGCUCCCUCAGACGCAGCCGGUGCCGGAGUUCGGGGUUGUUGAGGGGGCGCCGCCGAUGUGCGGCGACGUGCCGGUGGUGCCGGUGGAGGUGCCGGCGCCCGGGGCCAACGAGGAGAGGGCGAUCGUGCUGUACAGGCCCGCCGAGGCCGCGCGCAGCCUCCUGCUCGGCCCGCUCCGGCCCGGCGCCCCUCUCCGCGUCAGCCCCGACUGGAUCCAAGGGCUCAAGGGCACCAUGCUGCAGGAGGCGAGCAACCACCGAGCGAUGUUCGCCGGAGAGGAGAACUCCAACAUGGCCAUGGUCCCAUGGGCGCCGUGGGCGCCGCACCGCGUGCAGGGACCGUCCACGGCCACGGAGAUGAUGGACGCCGAGGACACGUCCAUGGAUGUGGAGCAGGACGGAGCCGACCAGCCCUCAACGACGCACCAGCAGUGGCCGCAGCACUGCAUGGUACCGCAGCCGCUCCCGGCGGCGAGCUGCCAGCCGAGCCCGGUGACAUGGUCGUGGUGAAGCGCGCUGCCAGCCAGCCGUGCUAUAGUGGUAGGAGAAGAGUACGUAGGUGCGGCUGCCGGUAGUGUAUUUCCAUCGAGGAGCAGAGAGUAGGAAGGAGGUGACGCCGUCCUGUUUUAGAAGGUGCGAGGAGAAGGCGUUCCCUGCUGGUAUCUGAACAUUUUGGUUUUAACCGGAGCAAAGGAUUACUCCGAAUGUUGUAUUCUUCGUUCGUGAA
Messenger RNA from Lolium perenne, 1285 nucleotides. RefSeq lists its product as uncharacterized. The record is from RefSeq and is a predicted model, not a curated record. NCBI's taxonomy places the organism in Eukaryota, Viridiplantae, Streptophyta, Magnoliopsida, Poales, Poaceae.